ACUCUAAGUCCCAGAAUUCAAUGGCUGGUACGUGCGACGCAUGGUUCGUGGCUGUCCGCGCAAUAGCGAAACCGAGGUGACUUUGUUUUUAAGAUGUUGGUUAGUUAUAAAUCGUGGACAGAUUACCAACAUAAUAAUUACUUUAAUUGAAUUAGAAACCGACACAUGUGUUAGUUUAAGUACGUGGUUCAUAGAUAAUUCCAUUUUUGAAUCAUUAACGUUACAAUUUUUACAAAAGCAUUUACAAAAGCAAAAUGAUGUAUUCGUUAAUACUGAAGACAGCUCAACUAAGACUGCAGCAGGCGAGAUUUAGACAGUGCUGUGUUAUUCAAACAUUUAAACAGGUUCAUACCAGCAACACGUCCUUACAAAGUGCACUAGAACCAAAGAAGCGGAAACCAGAAACUUCGUUCUGUUCGGUUCGGCUGAACAGUGUGCAACACGUACUGAGGAAAAGUAUUUCAAUUGAGAACACACUACGAAAUAAAGGAAAUCACGACAGAAAAGACCAUGCAGCUGGACAGGUGUCUGUGCACAGACGACAAGGUGAUCCUGCACUGUCAACAGCGCAGAAAGUUAAAGAGGCUGGGAAGGAUUUUACCUACUUAAUAGUGGUUCUUGUUGGGAUUGGCGUUACAGGUGGCUUGUUGUAUGUUGUUUUUAAGGAGCUUUUUUCUUCAUCCAGUCCAAGCAAAAUCUAUGGUGAUGCUUUAGAGAAAUGCAGAGCACAUCCAGAGGUUAUAGGAGUCUUUGGAGAGCCUAUUAAAGGUUAUGGUGAGACAACACGUCGUGGCAGAAGGCAGCAUGUCAGUCAUGUAGAGUACAUGAAAGAUGGGCUGAAGCACAUGCGACUGAAGUUUUACAUUGAAGGUUCAGAACCCAGAAUACAAGGAACUGUGCAUUCGGAAGUUAAAGAGAACCCUGAAACUGGAAAAUAUGAAUUUCGCUUUAUAUUUGUGGACAUUGAUACAUAUCCAAGAAGAACAGUUGUCAUUGAAGACAACAGAUAAUAUUAUGAAGAAAUAAGAUGAAUAUUUAUAUUACUCAUAAAAUGUGUACUUCUGUGGCACACAGCAGCACUUUUUUUGUCUGUAAAAGGUGUGCAUACAUAAAAAUAAAUUGAAGUGACAAUGUU
Messenger RNA from Acipenser ruthenus (sterlet), 1135 nucleotides. RefSeq names its product mitochondrial import inner membrane translocase subunit Tim21-like. The transcript has 6 exons. NCBI's taxonomy places the organism in Eukaryota, Metazoa, Chordata, Actinopteri, Acipenseriformes, Acipenseridae. The record is from RefSeq and is a predicted model, not a curated record. Gene Ontology annotation, biological process: protein import into mitochondrial matrix. The coding region runs from base 255 to 1010 and encodes 251 amino acids. Gene Ontology annotation, cellular component: TIM23 mitochondrial import inner membrane translocase complex.